AUGACAUUUAAACAUGUAUCUGAUGGAUCAGGCAGUGAUUUACUCAAGAGUCUUGAGGUAGCCAAUAUUUUAAUAAUUAUGAAAUGUUUACCGCAUAAUGACCUGCAUGUGAUGUCUACUUUACAAUUACACAAUAAGGAUAGACAUUUUAAAAUUACGAUAAAACAUUGGUACCCAUUUAUUGAUUAAAUAUUAAAGUAUAGAAAAAAGCUGGCGUAAUUGCAUAGUUAAUGUUCUUAUUUGUAAGUUUGGUGAUUGAUCAUUCACUCUAACAUCAAAACUAACUGAACAGUUUUUCUUGCUAAAUAUUACCCUAUGUGUUUAUAAAACAAAGACAACACAUGUACAAUAUCCUAUUAAUAGUAUAAGUCUAUAACUAAUUAUUGUUAUGUGUUUUUAUACUUGUUGUAGUCACAGAGGAUCAGAGAAUUACUUGGCAUUCAAAUACCAGAAGGAGAAGCUAGAUUAUUGUCUAACGGAAAGUUAACCUGUAUGAUUUGUAUUCAAAGACCAAUUUUUGACACCAUUAAUGUACUUUCAAUACACAGAAAAGGAAAAAAACACUUAAAUGGUAUAUUUAAAGUUUUUUUAUUUAUUCAUUAAAUUUUAUGGAGAUUAUAAAUCAGAAAUUGUACAGAGAAAGCUCAUAAGCUCAAAGCACAUAUCAGCUCAUUUAUUUCUCUCUCUCUCCUCAGAGAUAGUAGUAUGUAAAUUUCACCAAAUUGAUAUUGUUUGAACUAUUCAAAAUAAUGAUUUCCUCUGAAAAAAGAUAGCUUGUUAUUGUGAAAUGUAACUAAUUAUUACAAUCAAAAGCCAUUAUUCCAAAUUAAUUUUACCGAUGAAGAUUUUUGUUGAUAAAAUAAUGACAUUUUUAAUUUUUUUUUUUGUGUUUUACUCAUUUUGUAUGAUCUACAAAAAGUUAUCUGAAAUUACUAAUGAAUUAAAAAAGAUUUAAAUAGUAUUACUGAGUUGAACAAAUUUUAAAUACAGGAUUAAAUUAUGUUUUAACUUAGCAUUUUGAAAAAAAAACACUAUUUAGAGUGAGUAAGUAUAACAUUAAAUUUGUCAUGAUUUGAUGAGAUAAAGAUAAUUACAGUGAUAUUCGCUACAUAACUUUUAAUAGCGAGUUUCUAGAAUGUGUCAACAAUUAAGUUAUUUAGGCUAUUUUAGAAUUUAAAAUACAUUAUUAAGGUUUUGUAAUGCUAUAAAUUCUAGUUGCUAAAAUAUUUAUACUAAAAUGAAAAAUAAUUUCAUAAAUGCAUAUAAAAUUAAUUUUUUAAAAUAUUUUUGUUUAUUAGAACUUAGUAAAUAUUUGGAAAGAAAAGAAGAAUUGGAGAUAAUGAAGAUUAAAAAACAACAUAGAGAAUAUAUUCAAUCAUUUGGUGAUCAGAAAACAAAAUUUAGAUCCACUGAACGUAAAAAAAAGUUAGAAAUUACUGAUAAUGGUAAUAUAUAAUUAGAUUUCCUAUCUAAGAGAAAAUUUAAGUGCAUAAUAUUUCAAUUUAUUGUAUUUUAUCAUAUAAGAUACUGAAGAGUGUAAAGAAUCUACUAUUGUGUCACGUUAUGUUGCAUCAAUUAAAAAAAAACCUUCUCUACAAAGCGUUAUAAAUCGUACUAAAAAACAUUCUUAUCAACAAUCUGUGUCUACAUUGGAUCCAUUAACGUAUCAAGAUGUCUCAGUUAUCGAACAAUCUUCUUCCAAGAAUAAAGUUAUGGAGUUAGUAUAAAAAAAAAAAAAAUAUUUUAUUUAUAUAUUUCUGACAAUUUUUUUUUUAUAGUUAACAUUAAUUAAAAAAAAAUUAUACAUAUAUUGACAUUGUUUUUGUUUACUAUUAUUUAAAUUUAAAUUUACAGAAUUGGCUGGAUAAAAAAUUCUGAUGGAUCUUGGUCUAAGGAUCCACAAGCUGAAUUUGAUUCUGAUGAUGAUUGGUAA
Molecule: messenger RNA, 1933 nt
Organism: Cinara cedri
Lineage: Eukaryota; Metazoa; Arthropoda; Insecta; Hemiptera; Aphididae
Source: the annotation of a GenBank genome assembly